Molecule: messenger RNA, 317 nt
Organism: Hibiscus syriacus
Lineage: Eukaryota; Viridiplantae; Streptophyta; Magnoliopsida; Malvales; Malvaceae
Product: transcription factor PRE5-like
Exons: 3
Coding region: 22-300 (92 amino acids)
Biological process (GO): regulation of growth; regulation of DNA-templated transcription
Molecular function (GO): protein dimerization activity
Source: RefSeq, a predicted model, not a curated record
UAUUAUUUUUUAACCCCCAACAUGUCGAGCAGAAGGUCGAGGCAGUCGAGUGCGGGCGUUUCGAGGAUUUCCGAUGAUCAGAUCAUCGAGCUCAUCUCGAAGUUACGUCAGUUCCUCCCCGAGAUUCGCGAUAGGCGUUCCAAUAAGGUAUCGGCGUCCAAGGUUUUACAAGAGACAUGCAAUUACAUCAGAAGUUUGCACAGGGAGGUGGACGACCUAAGUGAGCGGCUGUCGCAGUUGUUAGCCACCAUUGAUGCCGAUAGCGCCGAGGCUGCGAUAAUUAGGAGUUUAUUUAUGUAAUUAUAUAUAUAUAUAUA